This is a messenger RNA of Paramisgurnus dabryanus, 4268 nucleotides long. The record is from RefSeq and is a predicted model, not a curated record. Lineage: Eukaryota; Metazoa; Chordata; Actinopteri; Cypriniformes; Cobitidae.
AUUCGUAAAUGUUUCGAAGCCUCAUGAAGCAGUGCUUCGAAAACGACCAUUCACUAGCGUGAACGCAAUCUAGAAACGAAAGUGAAAGAAUCAAAAGAGAAGCCCUCCCACGACUUUAAACCUAAACACAAAGUAUUUAAAUUUACGGUGUGUUGUGUGGUAAGUUUAGAAGGAACGUUAAGUGAAGCUCUUUACACUGGAAUUUAAACCGGAUCCGUUCGACGUACAGUUUAAGUAAUUUAAGGGCUUGACUCCGUAAAGAGAGAUCAAAUCCACCCCUCUACAAUGAGUCACUAUGAGGAGAAAGAAGAGGAUGAUGAUGAUGAUGAUCAUAGCCAGAUACCCAAAGAACCCAGCUGUGUGUCUAUAAGGAGGAAUCAGUCCAUAAUAGAUCGUCCCUCUGUAUUCAGUGAUGGGGCGGUGACCUCUCACCCCAGCAUUGGGUUGAAGGGACCCAGAGCAUCAACUCCAGAACCCAGCUGUGUGUCAAUGAAGAGUCGUCAGUCCAUGCUGGAACCCAUAGAAUUAAAAAAAGGAGCACCUCUGAUGACCUCUAAAACACUGAUCCCUGACUCUAGGUUGAAGAGACCUAGAACAGCAUCUCCAGAAGCCAGCUGGAUGUCAGUGAACAGUGAUCACUCAAUGUGGCAAUCACCUGACCUUCGCAGUGAAGAGAUGCAGUCCAGUUUGAUCUACACUGAUUCCUCCUGUCAGUCUCACAUCAGACAUCACAAGAAUGGAUCAGACCUACAGACACAAACACUGCUGGAGGAUACUGAAGACCUUCAUCAGGAUUCUGAUCAACCAGUAGAUAAUGUUCUGCAGAGAGUCAAAGACCAACACAAAACCAUCAUGAAGAACAAGUUUGAGAGUUUAUUUGAGGGAAUCAAACUCCAAGAGAAUCAAACCCUCGUGAAGAGGAUUUACACACAACUGUACCUCAUAGAAGGAGAGAGUGAAGGAGUGAAUGAAGAACAUGAGGUUUUACACAUGGAGAAAAACACCAGAACACAACACUUACAAGACACAACAAUCUACUGCAUUGACAUCUUUAAACCCCUACCUGAACCAAAAUAUAAAACAAAGAAAAGAAGAAGAAAAGACAAAAUCAAGAGCGUGCUUACUAAAGGCAUCGCUGGAAUUGGAAAAACCGUCUCCGUGCAGAAGUUCAUUCUGGAUUGGGCCGAGGGAACAGCCAAUCAGGAUGUAGAUUUCAUGUUUGUGUUUCCAUUUCGAGAGCUGAACUUGAUUCAAGAUGAUCAGUACAGUCUUCACAAACUUCUGCUUGACUUUCAUCCUGAACUUCAAGAUCUGGACUCAAAGAUUUAUGAUGAGUGUAAAGUUGUGUUCAUCUUUGAUGGUCUGGAUGAAAACAGAAUGACACUGAUGUUUUCAGACGCUGAGAAAGUUUCUGAGGUGACUGAGACUUCAUCAGUGCCUCUGUUGAUAGCAAACCUCAUCAAAGGAGAUCUGCUUCCUUCUGCUCUCAUCUGGAUCACCUCCAGACCAGCAGCAGCCAAUCAGAUCCCUUCUAAAUACAUCAACCGUCUGACAGAAAUCCAGGGAUUCAAUGAUGAUCAGAAGGAGAAAUAUUUCAGGAAGAGAAUCAGUGAUGAACAUCAAGCCAGCAGAAUCAUCUCACACGUCAGAAGAUCAAGAAGUCUCCACAUCAUGUGUCACAUACCAGUCUUCUGUUGGAUCUCAUCCACUGUGCUUCAAAACAUCCUGAAACAAGACAAUGAGAGAGCAGAAAUCCCUAAAACUCUGACUGAAAUGUACAUCCACUUCCUGCUGAUUCAGAUGAAUAUGAAGAAUGAGAAGUAUGAUGAGAGAGAUCCAGAGAAACUCCUGCAGUCCAACAGAGAAGUGAUUGUCAAACUGUCUGAACUGGCUUUCAAACAGCUGAUGAAGGGUAAUGUGAUGUUUUAUGAGGAGGAGCUGAAAGAGUCUGGCAUAGACAUCACUGACGCCUCAGUGUAUUCUGGGAUUUGUACUGAGAUCUUUAAGGAGGAAUCUGUGAUGCAUCAGAAGAAAAUCUACUGCUUCAUACAUCUCAGCUUUCAGGAGUUUCUGGCUGCUCUUUAUGCAUUUUACUGGUAUGUAAGCAAAAAAGUUGACACCCUAAAGUUUCUUGAUUUAGUUUAUAGCUUUCUAAAAAAUGCAGUGGAUAAAGCUCUUGAAAGUGAAACUGGACAUCUGGAUCUUUUCCUGCGAUUUCUGCUGGGCAUCUCACUGGAGUCCAAUCAGAGACUCUUACAGGAUCUACUGACACACAUGGUGGACACCUCAGUAACCAUCAAGAAGAUCAUAACACACAUUAAAACCAAAAUCAAAAGCAUAAAAAAUACUGAACGACUCUCUGCAGAAAGAUCCAUCAAUCUGUUUCUGUGUCUUCUUGAAGUGAAUGAUCAGACUCUGUACAGAAAGAUUGAGGAGUUUGUGAGAUCAGACAAACACUCAGAGAAGAAACUCUCUGCUGCUCACUGUUCAGCAAUAGCCUACAUGCUUCAGAUGUCAGAGGAGGUGCUGGAUGAGCUGAAUCUGAAGAAAUACAACACAACAGAGGAGGGGAGAAGAAGACUCAUACCAGCUGUCAGCAACUGCACAAGAGCUAUAUUUGCUGACUGUUAUCUUACGGUUGAUUCCUGUAAAACGUUGUCUUUAUGUCUCCAAUCCUCAAACUCCUCUGUGAGAGAUCUGGAUGUGAGUAACAAUGACCUGCAGGAUUCAGGAGUGAAGCUCAUCUCUGAUGCUCUCAAGAGUCCAGACUGUAAACUACACACACUGAGAUUAUCAGGUUGUAUGGUGACAGAUGAAGGUUGUUGUUAUUUGGCUUCAGCUCUGAGUUCAAACCCAUCAUCACACCUGAGAGAGCUGGAUCUGAGCUACAAUCACCCACAACACUCAGGACGCCAGAUGCUCUCUCAGAUACUCAAUGAUACGAACUGCGCACUCAACAAACUCAUGUUGGAUUAUGGAGGAGAGAGCAGACUUUUACCAGGACUGAAAAAAUACUCCUGUUAUCUCACUCUGGAUUCAAACACAGCAGAUUGUCGUCUCGCUCUGUCUCAGGGUAACCGAAUGGUGAUGCGUGUGAAAGAGAGACAGUCGUAUCCGGAUCAUCCAGACAGAUUUGAUUACUAUGGUAACGUUCUGUGUAAAGAGGCUCUGACUGAACGCUGUUACUGGGAAGCUGAAUGGAACGGGGUGAAUGAUUUAUGUGUGGUAUAUAAAGGGUUAAAGAGGAAGGGUGACAGUAGUGAGUGUUAUUUUGGAUUCAAUGAAAAUUCCUGGACUCUUUACUGCACAAAUCGCAAUUACUCUGCAAUACAUAAUAAAAAAAGCACAGACAUACCUGCACCUUUCCCAUCUAACAGAGUAGGAGUUUAUCUGGACUGGUCAGCCGGUACUCUCUCCUACUACAGCAUCUCUGAUACACAAACACUCACACACUUACACACAUUCAACACAACAUUUACUGAACCUCUGUAUGCUGGAUUUGGGGUUUAUCCCGGAUCCUCUGUGUGUUUAUGUUAAACAGGGCCUACAUCUUAAAACUGAUUCAGAAAUCAAUACAGAAAGGAAUUUUAAAGAUUUCCAGUGGAAGUGUUUACCAAGGAAUAUUGAUUUUGUAAAAAAAGGAACAUAACUAUUUGAAUGCUUGAAACCUGGGACCUUAUGUUUACAAUGUGUACCUUUUGGGGCAGUUGUAGCCUAGUGGUUAGAGUGUUGGGCUUGUAACCCAAGUGUUGCCGGUUCGAGGCUCACGACCGGCGGGUUGCGACUGUGGUGCCCUUGAGCAAGGCACCUUAACCCUAAUUGCUCCCCGGGCGCUGCAGGGAUAGCUGCCCACUGCUCCGGGUGUUUGUGUGUUCAUGACUUGCAGUGCGUGUGUUCACUAUUCACUGGAUGGGUUAAAUGCAGGGGUCACAUUCCAAGUAUGGGUUACCAUACAUUGGCAAAUACUCACUUCACUUUCACUUUUUUCACACAAUAAUCUACAAGAGUGUGGCAGUGGGGUACAACACACAUAUUUGUAAUAGGUGUAUAAGUGUUAUUUGUUUGAUAAAAAAUUAUUUGAAACGAUACAGUACCUGAUAAUAAAACAAAAACUGCAUUUUUCUCCCUCUAGCUAAACCUGGGAAAGGUAUAACAAAACCUAGUAGCUAUAGACCCAUCGCUCUUAUCUCUUCAAUAUGUAAAGUAAUGGAAAAAAUGAUUGUAAGGUGAUUGAAUUACCUUUUACAUUUGGUUUCAGGAAAAGUAGG